Molecule: messenger RNA, 1197 nt
Organism: Rosa chinensis
Lineage: Eukaryota; Viridiplantae; Streptophyta; Magnoliopsida; Rosales; Rosaceae
Exons: 8
Coding region: 184-1002 (272 amino acids)
Cellular component (GO): chloroplast
Molecular function (GO): protein binding
Source: RefSeq, a predicted model, not a curated record
GGAAGUGACUAGUAAACUUGAGAAUUCACCACAUACUCGGUUGUCUUUUGGCGCCUUAUCCCUCUCUAAUCCCAAAUCCAGAACUUUGCAACCUGCACAAACCCAUCAAAACUGACUGACCCAAAUCCAAUCAAGACUCAAUCAAUUCUUCCACUUCAGUUCAAGAUUGCAUUUUCUACCUCAAUGGCUAUGGCUCUGAACCUCAAACCCACCAUUUCCAUGUCCCUCACUCCAUUCCUAACCUCUCCUCCGUUUUCACUCAAAACCCAGAACAGCUCACUAUUCUUUAACAGAAUCCCUUCAACAAUUCAGACACAUAAAACCUCAUUUCCACUGAGAACCUGCACUAACUCUCAAUUCUGUAGCACCAGAAGACUGUUCCUUCCCUCAGUUUCUGGCAUCUGGGAUGCCAUCACCGGCGGCAACAAUCCCCGUGAAGCCGUUGCCGCAAUCCGAGGUGGAAUGGUUCUGUUUAGACAGGGUGAUGUUGCAGGGUCUGUAGCAGAAUUUGACAAGGCAAUUGAGCUUGAUCCUCGCCAAAAGGCAUAUCUUUGGCAAAGGGGGCUGUCACUUUACUAUCUUGAUAGAUUUGAAGAAGGGGCAGAGCAGUUCCGAAUAGAUGUUGCCCAGAAUCCAAAUGAUACAGAGGAGUCCAUUUGGUGCUUUCUCUGUGAAGCUCAAUUAUAUGGAGUUAAGGAAGCAAGGGAACGGUUUCUUGAGGUUGGCCAAGAUCCAAGACCUGUCAUGAGAGAAGCCUAUAACAUGUUUAAAGACGGUGGUGAUCCAGAAAAGCUUGCUGAUGCAUUUAAAAAUGGCCGAGACAGUGAUUAUUUCUAUGCUUCUCUAUAUGCUGGCCUUUACUAUGAAGCUCAGAAGAAACUGGAUGAGGCCAAAGUUCACAUCCUUGCUGCUUAUCAGUCUUCCUAUGGACAAAGAUCUGAUGAUUACAUGGCCUCUCUUGCCAAAGUUCACUGUGUUUGUCGAAAUUGGAGAUCUGAUUGAAGCUCUUGGUCAUUCCUAUAACAAAAGUUGGUUCAUCAUGUAUUCUAAUGUUAAUGUACUAUAUAUAUAGCUUCGUUGUCGAGGUGAAGUUGGAGCAAGGGAAAUCAAUCUAUUGUAGUAUUAGACAUAUUAUGAUCACAUAACUUUGCCCAGAAAAGAAAUGAAAAAGCCUUGGGCAAUAUAUUCAUUCUCCUA